CACACACACACAGCGCUCUGCCUGUUUUCUUUAUUGUAAUUAGAUACUAUGCUAGAUAAAUCAAGUGGCCUUUCUAGGCCUUUAAUGUAGGAUGUUGAAUUAAGAGCUCGGUUUACAGAGGAAGUUCAUUUUCAGGCCCAAUUAAGCGCGAAAUGAGCUUCCUAAAAUGGCUGCUUGCAAGGGAAAAAAAAUAUUGAGACGAGAGAUGAAGUCAUUCACUGAUUCAUUAAUGCGCUGUAGUUUCAAACUGAGGAGGAGGUUUUAUUUAUGUUUUUUUAAACAUCCCGCUAAGUCGGCUCUAUUAUUUCCGACGCCACGUCGGAAGCAGUGGUCUCCAUGGAAACGCCGAGGCACAAACUUUCGCUCUUCGGUCGAUGUCAGUUUUUCAGAAACAUGACUGGAGAGAGCGACUACAGCAAAUACGAUCUGGCCCGUCUGCAGGCAGAACUCGAGCAAGAGAGGGAAAUGAAAGAAAUGCUUGAAGAGUCAGUGUCUGACCUGCGGAGUACCAUGUGUGAACUGCAAGAAAGACUGCACAGUGUUGAUGGAGAAGGUAACGAGUGGAAGACGAGGUAUGAGACACAGACUGAGCUAAAUGGACAGCUGGAAAGGCAGAUCGCGCUCGUUCAUGAGAGACUGGAAGACCUACGAGGCAACCCCAUGGAUCGAUUGGCCUCCAUUCGAUCCUACGAUGACAUGCCAGUAGAAACACUGAGGCAGCGUCUGAAGCUCCUGACUGAAGAGAAGUGUGACCUCCAGACUCAGCUGAUGGACUGUCACAUCAGGACCGAGCAAGAGGGAAAGGCGUUUCAUAAAACCAAUGAUGAGAGACGGGCAUAUCUUUCAGAAAUUGCUAAACUGUCCUCCACCCUUGAGGCCCAGAGAAGACAGUGCUCCACUCAGCCACAGAGGGCGCUAGACGGCAAACUGAGGAGCUCAGUGAGGCACAGCAGAGUGAAGCAGAGCAGCAGGAAUGCAGAGGCUGAAUCUAAGAAAGAAAAAGAAAGAGAAGAGGAUGGAGGAGGUGUGCAUGUUAGAGGAGGAGGUGGUGGUUGUGGAGCAGCAGCAGAGAGAAGAGAAGAGAAAUCCCAAAGAGGAAGCAGGUUACCCACCCUAAAGCACUACCUGAAACACAAUCCAUAAUCCAAAUUCCCUUUUUUGCAGUAGAAAAUGUUAUAUCCAUAUAUUUUCAUUGUGUACUUACAUGUCAUUCAGCUUCCUAUGGCUCUUUUCGCAUUUGUCAAAGGCUGAUUGUGAGAAAACAAAGAAGUUUCUAAGUAGGUUUUCUACCCAUGUGCCACAGUCACUAUUAUAAUUCAGUGUUUAUUUUACAAAUACAGUGUUAGACUAAUGAUAAUGAAGCACAGCGUUAUUGUUUUCUUACAUGGGUCUUUGUAAGGAGAAAUAUGUAAGAGGGAGUAAUACAGUAUUACAGGCUCUGAGUGCAGUGAGGUCAUCUAAUGUGUGAGAAGCCUGCUGAGUCUAACAUUUCUAGUGUCACUGCAAUUUUUUUUUUUUACAAAGCACCUCCUACGACUCCUGUUACGUAAGCAGCACCACAUCCACCUCUCUCUCUCUCUCUCUCUCUCUCUCUCUGUGUAAUGUAGUUCAUCUACAGAGCAGCCAGUCACCCCCAUCCCACCCACUGACCGCCUUUAUAAAUGUGGGUGUAAGAAAUCUGGAUCCAUAUAAGAUGCAGCAAGUGAAUAUGAAAAUUGCCUGAAGCAUUUGUGUUUGUGAAGAAGUGUGGAGGAUGGGUUCAGAAACAAUGAAACAAUAUUUCAUAACAAAGGACAUGGUCUUAUAGGCAAAACCAGCAUGAAUUCAUCAGUCUGUCUUUUCUGUUCAGCUUUAGGUUAUGAAUACAACAGUCUUCUUCUUCAUUGAUUGGUCUAUAAGUUCUGUGAUGCUGUACUGAUUAGCUCAUGGAUUCUGACCUAUUUUUGAGAUUUUAGACAAAGACGUCACAAGCAAAUAACAGUUCGUAAAGAUGAAUUAUGUAAUACCCAAUCUGGGGCCUUAUUGUAUGUCAAAGACUGGCAUGGCAGUGUGUUGUAGUAACAGGGGAACUGACCUUUAACUGGAAGGUCAAAGAUCGAGCCCCAAGCAUCAGACCAGCUCAACUGUUCUUUAGCAUAACACUAAAUGCACCACCCUUUUUUUAGAAUUAUGGAACUUCAAGCUCUAUAAACUGAUAUUGAUAUAUUGCAACUAAUUUGGAUAUGACGCACUCAAAUAUGGUAUAAUCAGAGUAAUUUAUCAGUUCAUUCAUUCAAUAAAACGAAUCCAAAAAGUAUCACCUGACGACAUCAUCAAUCCGAACGCAAUGCUCUGAUUUCCAGCAACAGGAGGGAUUUCUUUGUGUUUGCUGGUAUUGACAUUACUGUCUAAAAUCAUUGGAACAGCACAGUGUGAAUUCUGUUUUAAGGUGUAUUUUCCCUUUACAGGUCCAAUUAUAGUUGUGAUACUGUAUGGCAGGCUGAGCUGGUGUACAGUCCUGACUCUGCUGCAGUGACAGGUUGUUUGUCUUAGAUUAAUGACUUAAUUUAAAGCUAGCCAGUCCAUGUUGCUUCAUGAAAGACUGAGCACAUUUGCAGCAGUGCACCACUCUCUCUCUCCCUCGUUCUUCUCUUUUCUUUUUUUUCUUUUCUGUUUCACGCACAAGCUCAUUUUAGUACAAUCCGCUGCAUCCUGCCCCCUUUGCUGACAGGUGAAACAUGGUGACAAAUCACUACAGUAUCUGUCAAAACACCAUGAAUCACACUGCUGCUUCCUGCCCAUGCUAAUUCAGUGUAGAGUAGUAGGGUAUACUGCAAAAGAAGUAGUAUAUGUGCAAGUGCAUAUAUGUGUUUAUUGUACAUGUGUGCAUUUAUUAGCAUACACGUGAAGUGACUUGAGUUAGAUUCUGACCUUUACAGCAGUCCACAUCCUCACACACCAUACUGUGUUGUGUGAAAUUGUGAAUAAAUGAUUGCAGCAUGAAGAUGCAACGAUUACUAACAGAGUAGAGGAGAGUAUCUUUGUAGCAUCUGUCAACAGUCUGACGGGGUGGCUUCUCAAAUUUCUCUCCUGGGCUGUGAAAUGAAGACAGAUUUAAUUCUCUGAAUUAUUCUAAAUGGGAUUCGCCACAGCAUGAAUCAUCAGUCCAUCCAUCCCCAUCUGAAUGAGUUCCAGCUUAGUGUUUAUUAUCAUUCACCUCACAGAAAUGCAUCUGCAGAGAUGUGCUAAAUUGUGCUUUUACUUGUGUUUUUUUUUUUUUAAGUGAGACAAGUAUUGUAGUCAAAAAGUGGUAGUCACAUCAAGUCACAGAGAGAAGGUCUUGGCUUAAAAAAAGUAGUAAUCUCUCUUUUUUAUGAUGGAUAGCUGAUCAUUAAACUGUCCAAUCCACAUUAAACAUACUCUGUAUAGUUUAAUUUAAAAAUAAAAUAAAAUGCGUCCUCAAAGAGACUUUGAUAGCCUUACUCACAAAUGCCAAAACUCUCUGACAUUUUAUGUACAAGUCAAUUGAAUCUCAGGAAACUGCUUAGUCAUGCUUCAGGAGCAAAGAUGACCUCUAUGAAGAAUUGCACCUAAUUUAUGUAAUAGAUGCAACAUUACCAUAUCAGUCUGAUUUUACUUUGACCAGUCAGUUAUUAAGGAGGAUGCAAAUAAACCACUAUAUUCUGUAUGCUUGAUUACUUUGAAAGGUGCAAUAGUUUCUGAGAAUGUAAUGUAUUAUCCAUUGCCUCGCCUUCUAUCUGCUUUAAAUCUGCUUUAGAUGCAACAAAUGUAUGAAUUCACAGCACUACUAAAAUCCAUUUUUCAUCUUUA
Molecule: messenger RNA, 3810 nt
Organism: Lates calcarifer (barramundi perch)
Lineage: Eukaryota; Metazoa; Chordata; Actinopteri; Centropomidae
Gene: ccdc169
Product: coiled-coil domain containing 169
Exons: 8
Coding region: 337-1143 (268 amino acids)
Source: RefSeq, a predicted model, not a curated record